UUUCCUCACAACCAUGAACUAGUUAUCUUUCAAUCUAAGUCCCGUCUCCUCCAAAGUACACAACACAGAUGAAACUUCAAAGAUCAGACCUCUAGUCCAGUCCCGUCCAAGUACACAACCAAGACCUCUACUUUUAAGGCAAACUCACAAUUCCUAAAGAUGGAGAUGAUGAUGGUUAACAUCCAUCCAAACCUCAAGCCAUGGAUCCCAUCUUUUCUAACCAACCUACAACACCUAAGAUCUUCUUCUCCUCUGCUCAAGAACAGAACUUUAAUUCCAUUAAAGCUCUCAAUUUCAAGCAGUCUAAGUGAAAACAACCCAACAGAACAAUCCUCCUCCGCAGGCAAUAUCAAACGCUUUGCUCUUUCCCAAGAAGCUAGAACCAAAAUCAAUGCAUACUCAGAUAGAGAUUUCUAUGAAUACCCAAGAUUUGUGACCCAUGUUGAUGAUGGUUUCCUUUCUACAUUAACCAAUCUUUACAGAGAACGGUUGAGGCCUGAUUCAGAGAUUCUUGAUCUUAUGAGUUCAUGGGUUAGCCAUUUGCCCAAGGAUGUCAAGUAUAAAAAAGUUGUGGGUCAUGGCAUAAAUGCAGAAGAGCUUGCCAAAAACCCUCAGCUGGACUAUUUCUUUGUGAAGGAUCUGAAUCAGGAUCAGAAGCUUGAAUUGGAGAGUAGCAGUUUUGAUGCUGUGCUGUGCACAGUUAGUGUGCAGUACCUUCAACAGCCUGAAAAGGUAUUUGCUGAAGUGUUUCGAGUGCUAAGGCCAGGAGGGGUAUUCAUUGUGAGCUUCAGCAAUCGAAUGUUCUAUGAGAAAGCCAUAAGCGCAUGGAGAGAUGGGAGUGAAUACAGCAGGGUUCAAUUGGUGGUGGAAUACUUCCAAUGUGUGGAAGGAUUUACAGAGUCUGAAAUUAUUAAGAAAAUACCAACUGCUGCUGCUAAUCCUCAACAAGUAAAUGAUUAUUUACUGAGUUUGCUUGGAUUUGGGUUUUCUGGGUCGGAUCCUUUCUAUGCUGUAUUAGCUUACAAGAACUUCAAACCUGUUUACGAAUAGUGAAUGACUAAAAAUUUUGAGAAUAAAAUAAAAAAUAAAGAAAAAUGCCAAGCUCUGUCUUGUUAAACACA
Molecule: messenger RNA, 1121 nt
Organism: Ziziphus jujuba (common jujube)
Lineage: Eukaryota; Viridiplantae; Streptophyta; Magnoliopsida; Rosales; Rhamnaceae
Exons: 2
Coding region: 160-1050 (296 amino acids)
Molecular function (GO): S-adenosylmethionine-dependent methyltransferase activity
Source: RefSeq, a predicted model, not a curated record